AACCAUAAACAUUGCCUUGUAUUUUCACUAUUUUUUCUGUCAGUGUCAGUACAGUCAUUAAGUUCUUAAGAAGACAAGAAGAGAGGAAUAAUGGGAGGAAGACUCUCCAGAAGGGUAGAAGUGUUCUCUCCAGAGGUGAACAGUAAUCACCCGUACACCUACCCGCCCAGAGAAGGUCAGCAGUAUUUCUCGAAUCACUAUCAUUUGGGAUCAAGGAAGUUUGAGACAGGUGAUCCUGAGCAUUUCUUGUUCAGUGAUCUCAGUGAUGUCAACUACAUGACGAGCCCACCAGGAGCUUUUCCUUACAAGCAGCCAGCUAGAAAGAAACCAGUCGAGUGUCUUUCCUCUUUUCUAAACCUUCACAAAGAAUCAGUGAAGCUAGUUAGACCAGAAGGUGACUCCUCUCAAUACACAAUAGAGUUUCUUUUUGAUUCUGACGUCCCAUGCCAGAUCAGUAUAUUUUUCUCAUUGCUGGACGUAUCGACAAUGGAAGGAUUGAGGCAUGGUCAGACGACUAGUGCCGUCACGAAAGUAUCUCAGAGUUACGUGUACGAUAAAGGACUCGAGCAAAAUUUUAGCCAAUUGUCUUUUGUUUUCAAUCCAUCAAGGUGGAUGGAAGAGAAACUAACGUAUAAUCCGGAAGAAGGACAGAAUCUUUUCCCAGUGUCUAUUUUACUGGAGACACAAUCAACAUCAGAUUCAGAUUACCAGUCCCUCCUUACUCUUUGUAAGCUGGACAGGUCUGCCUCAAAUCCCGACUCAUUCACCAUCAAAGUACUGAAACAGAAAGUACUCAUCGACUCAAUGGAAUAUUUGCUACAUGACAUAUUCGGACUAGAGAAUAAAGCUGUGCCUAAGAACGCUGAGGAUGAAGAUAGCGAUGAUGAUGAUUCUGAUGAUGAUGAUAUAGAGUUUGGUGCUGAGUGUGUUAUAUGUUAUACUGACGUACGUGAUACAAUACUUCUCCCAUGCCGUCACUUCUGUAUAUGCUCAUCUUGUGCUGGUGAUUUGAGGUAUCAGGCAAGUAACUGUCCAAUUUGUCGUUCACCAUUUCAAGCGUUGCUUCAAAUACAAGCUUUACAGGAACUACCUCCUGAUAAUAAACCUGAUGACGACGAAAUAACUGAUAAUCCUGAAUUGUAUUCAGUUCCUGGGUACAUGACAGUGUCACUGAUGCAAGCUGUUAAUGGCUAUCCUCGUAUUAAACGGAACAAAGACCACAGCACAGCCACAGAUGUUCCUUUGAGCACAGGAGAUGAGGAUGAGGAGGAAGAAGAUGACAUGAAUACAAGAGAGGGUGCUUCACUACCAAUUGGCCUAACAGAUACAGUGAUUAUACUGGAAGAGAAUGGGAUAAGCCUUGAUACACACAGCCCCACAGGAGAAAAGGGAGUGGAAGCUAUGCCAAAGGAAGAGACAGGCAAUGAUGAAGAAGGAGAAGUUGAAGGGACCUUUGAAACUGUCAUUGAAAUGAACGGUGAGACUAAAGGAUUGAGAAUCACUGCAUCAAUAGAAGAUGACUCCAAUCCUAACACUCCGGACCAAUCUCUGAAAAGGAAUUCCUCUAAUUCAACAAGUCGCAGUGGAGGGAGCUCGUCACAGAAUAGCAUGGACUCCUUCAGCUCUCAUGAUGUACUGAUAUCACCAGAUAAGUAACUGCAUGGACUCUGUCUAACGUGUAUCAUUGUUAUUAUUAUUAUUAUUAUUAUUAAUGUCAUUCGCUCAUUUUAAUCUUCUUGCUUGCUUGUAAUUAGUAUUAUUAUUAUACUAUUUUUGAUUUUGCAUAUUAAUUUUUUAAGAAUGUCUAAUUUCAAUCAU
Messenger RNA from Amphimedon queenslandica, 1818 nucleotides. Its product is annotated as E3 ubiquitin-protein ligase MGRN1-like. Gene Ontology annotation, cellular component: cytoplasm. The record is from RefSeq and is a predicted model, not a curated record. The transcript has 13 exons. Gene Ontology annotation, molecular function: ubiquitin protein ligase activity. The coding region runs from base 91 to 1656 and encodes 521 amino acids. Lineage: Eukaryota; Metazoa; Porifera; Demospongiae; Haplosclerida; Niphatidae. Gene Ontology annotation, biological process: protein ubiquitination.